Molecule: messenger RNA, 4941 nt
Organism: Orycteropus afer afer
Lineage: Eukaryota; Metazoa; Chordata; Mammalia; Tubulidentata; Orycteropodidae
Gene: UNC13B
Product: unc-13 homolog B
Exons: 41
Coding region: 1-4941 (1646 amino acids)
Biological process (GO): synaptic vesicle priming; neuromuscular junction development; synaptic transmission, glutamatergic
Cellular component (GO): neuromuscular junction; synaptic vesicle membrane; presynaptic membrane
Molecular function (GO): phospholipid binding; calcium ion binding; calmodulin binding
Source: RefSeq, a predicted model, not a curated record
AUGGCAGCUGAAGGGAAUGUGCUCACUGUGCACUGUGCUGGCUCGAAGGCCUGCUUCCCGCUGAUUUCCAGGGAUGGCAGCCUUCUUUACAACAAGGGAGAUGUCCACCUCAGCUCCAUCUCCUCCGUCUUAGCUCUUAAAAGAGCCAAAUUCCAGGGUUCACCAGAGAAGUUUAACACGUACGUGACCCUGAAGGUGCAGAAUGUGAAGAGCACGACCGCCGCGGUCCGAGGUGACCGGCCCUCCUGGGAGCAGGAGUUCAUGUUUGAGAUCAGUCGUCUGGACCUGGGUCUGAGCGUGGAGGUCUGGAACAAAGGACUCAUCUGGGACACGAUGGUGGGGACAGUGUGGAUCGCCCUGAAGACCAUUCGUCAGUCGGAUGAGGAAGGGCCUGGGGAGUGGUCCACUUUGGAAGCUCAAACAUUAAUGAAAGACGACGAGGUCUGUGGAACUAAAAACCCAACUCCUCAUAAGAUUCUGCUGGACACGAGAUUCGAGUUGCCUUUUGAUAUCCCAGGAGAGGAAGCCCGAUACUGGACCUACAAAUUGGAGCAAAUCAGUGCCUUGGGGACUGGCAGCGAGUAUUCUGGUCCGGACGAGAGCCUGAGCAAGCCGUUGUCCGCUGCUGCCGCCCAGUGUUGUCCCUGGACUUCUCUGCACUGGGGAGAGCAGCAGACCUUGGAAGACCCUGAUAGUGCUGUUGAUGACCGAGACAGCGACUACCGCAGCGAGACCAGCAAUAGCGUGCCGCCGCCUUCCCACACGGCGUCCCAGCCCAGUGCUUCCAUGCACCAGUUACCCGGGCCAGUGCCUCAGUGGCUGCUGCCGCCUGGCAGCCCCCGAGACUCUUGCAACGACUCUGUGCAAAGCUUCGACCUGGGCUGUCCGGAUCGCCGGGCCCUCAGCCCCACCAGCAGUAGGUACGGCUCUUCCUGUAAUGUGAGUCAAGGAAGCUCUCAGCUGAGUGAACUAGACCAGUGUCAGGAGCAAGAUGAUGACCAUCGGGAGAGAGACUCCGUUCAUUCUUGCCACAGCUCUGGAAGCGCCUCCCGAGAUGGCCAGGCAGGUUUUGCAGAACAAGAGAAGGCCUUGGAGGCAAUGGAUGAAACAGGAAAGGGGAAGGCACGUGAACCCAAGGAGGUGAGACGAGAUGCCACCGCCCCUCCUCUCCCACAGCUGGUGCUACACAGAGAAGACACCGCAGGCCCCCAGGAGAGUUUUCCUGAGGAGAACGCAUCUUCACCGUUGACCCAAGCCAGAGCGCACUGGAUCCGAGCAGUUACCAAGGUCCGGCUGCAGCUGCAAGAGAUUCCAGAUGAUGGUGACCACUCUCUGCCCCGGUGGAUCCCUGAAGGCCUUUCCAUUGAGAAGCAGAGGAGACACCUGGAUCCUGGGAAAAGAAGAGGUUCCGUCUCUUUGGUCCAGUCUCGGAAGGCAGGCAUUACUUCUGCAAUGGCUACACGCACCUCUCUCAAAGAUGAGGAGCUGAAAUCCCACGUGUAUAAGAAAACCCUGCAAGCCUUAAUCUACCCCAUCUCGUGCACCACACCCCACAACUUUGAGGUCUGGACGGCUACCACCCCGACCUACUGCUAUGAGUGUGAGGGCCUGCUCUGGGGCAUCGCCCGGCAGGGCAUGCGCUGCAGCGAGUGUGGAGUCAAGUGUCAUGAGAAGUGCCAGGACCUGCUCAAUGCCGACUGCCUGCAGCGGGCUGCAGAAAAGAGCUCUAAACAUGGAGCUGAGGACCGGACCCAAAACAUCAUCAUGGCCAUGAAAGACCGUAUGAAGAUCAGAGAGCGGAACAAACCGGAGAUCUUCGACGUUAUCCGGGAUGGCUUUGCUGUCAGCGAGGCUGCCCACGCGCAGCAGAUGAAGGCGGUGAAGCACAGCGUCCUGGAUGGCACUUCCAAGUGGUCGGCCAAGAUCAGCGUCACCGUGGUCUGUGCCCAGGGCCUGCAAGCCAAGGACAAGACAGGAUCCAGUGACCCUUAUGUGACUGUGCAAGUAGGCAAAACCAAGAAGCGUACCAAGACCAUUUUUGGAAAUCUGAAUCCUGUCUGGGAGGAGAAGUUCCAUUUCGAGUGCCACAACUCCUCUGAUCGCGUUAAGGUACGUGUGUGGGAUGAGGACGAUGACAUCAAGUCAAGGGUAAAGCAGCGGCUGAAGCGAGAGUCGGAUGAUUUCCUUGGCCAGACCAUCAUUGAGGUUCGGACACUGAGUGGCGAGAUGGACGUCUGGUACAACUUGGAGAAGAGGACAGACAAGUCAGCUGUCUCAGGAGCCAUACGACUACAGAUAAAUGUGGAGAUCAAGGGGGAGGAGAAGGUGGCCCCGUAUCAUGUGCAGUACACGUGUCUCCAUGAGAACCUCUUUCAUUACCUCACAGACAUUCAGGGUGGUGGAGGAGUCCGGAUCCCUGAGGCUCGAGGAGACGAUGCGUGGAAGGUGUACUUCGAUGAGACAGCCCAAGAAAUCGUGGAUGAAUUUGCCAUGCGCUAUGGCAUUGAGUCUAUAUAUCAGGCCAUGACGCACUUUGCAUGUCUGUCCUCCAAAUACAUGUGUCCUGGUGUGCCAGCCGUCAUGAGCACCUUACUGGCCAACAUCAACGCCUACUACGCCCACACGACCGCGUCCACUAACGUCUCUGCAUCCGACCGUUUCGCAGCCUCCAACUUUGGGAAAGAGAGAUUUGUGAAACUGCUGGACCAGCUGCACAACUCGCUGAGAAUCGACCUGUCCACGUACAGGAAUAAUUUCCCUGCUGGGAGCCCCGAGCGGCUUCAGGACUUGAAAUCCACAGUGGAUUUGCUGACCAGCAUUACUUUCUUCAGAAUGAAGGUCCAGGAGCUGCAGAGCCCCCCGAGAGCCAGCCAGGUGGUGAAGGACUGUGUGAAGGCCUGCUUGAACUCCACCUAUGAGUACAUCUUCAACAACUGCCAUGACCUGUACAGCCGCCAGUACCAGCUGCAGGAGCUUCCUCCAGAGGAGCAAGGGCCCAGCAUUCGGAACCUGGAUUUCUGGCCCAAACUCAUCACCCUCAUUGUGUCGAUCAUAGAGGAGGAUAAGAAUUCCUACACAGCUGUUCUUAACCAGUUUCCUCAGGAAUUGAACGUGGGAAAAGUCAGCGCAGAAGUGAUGUGGCAACUGUUCGCCCAAGACAUGAAAUAUGCACUAGAGGAGCACGAGAAAGACCGGCUGUGUAAGAGCGCCGACUACAUGAACCUGCACUUCAAGGUGAAGUGGCUGCACAAUGAGUACGUGCAGGAUCUGCCCGCCCUCCAGGGCCGGGUGCCCGAGUACCCAGCGUGGUUUGAGCAGUUUGUGCUGCAGUGGCUGGAUGAGAAUGAAGACGUGUCCCUGGAGUUCCUGCGUGGGGCCCUGGAACGGGAUAAGAAGGAUGGUUUCCAGCAGACAUCGGAACACGCACUCUUCUCCUGCUCUGUGGUGGACGUCUUCACACAGCUCAACCAGAGCUUUGAGAUCAUCCGGAAGCUGGAAAGCCCAGACCCUACCAUCCUUGCCCACUACAUGAGGCGAUUUGCUAAGACCAUUGGGAAGGUGCUGAUGCAGUAUGCAGACAUCUUAUCAAAGAACUUCCCAGAUUACUGCACCAAGGAGAAACUGCCCUGCAUCCUGAUGAACAACAUGCAGCAGUUGCGGGUCCAGCUGGAGAAGAUGUUCGAAGCCAUGGGAGGCAAGGAGUUGGACCCUGAAGCCGCAGACAGUCUGAAGGAGCUGCAGGUGAAACUGAAUACAGUUCUGGACGAGCUCAGCAUGGUGUUUGGAAACAGGUCAAUUGAUGAGCGUGUCCGACAAAUGGCUAACAUCCUGGGCCAGGUGCGGGGCCCCGGGAACGCGUCCCCUAACACCAGGGCCUCGGUGGCUCAGGAUGCAGACGGCGUGCUGCGGCCUCUCAUGGACUUCCUGGACGGCAACCUGACGCUCUUCGCUGCCGUGUGUGAGAAGACGGUGCUGAAGCGCGUGCUCAAGGAGCUGUGGCACGUGGUGCUGAACACGAUGGAGAGGAUGAUCGUCCUGCCCCCACUCACCGACCACACGGGUACCCAGCUGAUCCUCACUGCUGCCAAGGAGCUGAGCCAGCUUUCCAAACUCAAGGACCACAUGGUGCGAGAGGAAGCGCGAAGUCUCACUCCCAAGCAGUGUGCUGUUCUUGACCUUGCCCUGGACACCAUCAAGCAAUACUUCCACGCGGGAGGCAACGGCCUGAAGAAAACCUUCUUGGAGAAGAGCCCCGACCUGCAGUCCCUGCGCUAUGCUCUGUCCCUGUACACGCAGACCACGGACACGCUCAUCAAGACCUUUGUGCGCUCCCAGACCGCCCAGGUGCAUGAUGGGAAAGGUAUUAGGUUUACUGCUAAUGAGGACAUUCGACCAGAGAAGGGGUCUGGCGUGGAUGAUCCUGUGGGGGAGGUCUCUAUUCAGGUGGACCUGUUCACACACCCUGGUACUGGGGAGCACAAGGUCACGGUGAAAGUGGUGGCUGCUAAUGACCUGAAGUGGCAGACAACAAGUAUGUUCCGGCCCUUUGUGGAAGUGACCAUGGUUGGCCCACACCAAAGUGACAAGAAGAGGAAGUUCACAACCAAGUCCAAAAGCAACAACUGGACCCCCAAGUACAAUGAGACGUUUCACUUCCUCCUGGGAAAUGAAGAGGGGCCGGAGGCCUAUGAGUUGCAGAUGUGCGUGAAGGAUUACUGCUUUGCCCGGGAGGACCGUGUGCUGGGCCUAGCUGUGAUGCCUCUGAGGGAUGUGGCAGCCAAGGGCAGCUGUGCCUGCUGGUGCCCCUUGGGCCGGAAGAUCCACAUGGAUGAGACAGGCAUGACCAUUCUCCGGAUCCUGUCUCAGAGGAGCAAUGACGAGGUGGCCCGCGAGUUUGUAAAGCUCAAAUCGGAGUCUCGUUCCACAGAGGAGGGGAGCUGA